CUUGAAGACAAAAUGCAAUGUGUCAGACCAAUUCAGACCACUCCACCGAAGCACAUCUCAAUUGCAGUACCUGCUACUCGUCUGCUGACAAAAUAAGCUCUGCCACAGUCUGAAAUAUGAAUAACUCAACUGAUUACUGGACUGGGGAAGAAGAGGAUGAUCUCAACCAUGUUAUUGAUUACACUUCAUACGAACUUCUCUGUGAGAAAAGCGAUGUAAGGAAGUUCACCAAAUUAUUCCUUCCUGUGUUCUAUGCACUGGCUUUCACCGUCGGAGUCGCUGGAAAUUCAUUAGUGGUUGCAAUUUACGCCUAUUGCAAGAAACCGAAGACUAAGACAGAUGUGUACAUCAUGCACCUCGCCAUCGCCGAUUUGCUCCUGCUCUUCACCCUCCCUUUUUGGGCUGCAAGUGCAGUGCAGGGGUGGGAACUUGGAAACUCACUGUGCAAGCUCACUUCUUCUCUGUACACCAUGAAUUUCAGCUCCAGCAUGCUGUUCCUGGCCUGUAUCAGUGUUGACAGAUACAGGGCCACUUCUGAAUCCCAGGGCCGUAGAACAAUCGGCAAAUACUGCAGCGUUACCUGCAUCUGUGUCUGGUUGUCUGCCAUUUUCCUCAGUAUCCCUGAACUGGUAUUUAAUCAGGUCAAGAAACACAACGACAGGAACGAAUGCCUUCCUGUAUUUCCAACGAACAUGGAAACACUCUUAAAGUCAACCAUUCAAAUCCUGGAAAUUAUCCUGGAAUUUCUGCUUCCUUUCCUAGUAAUGCUGAUCUGCUAUUCCGCUACCGCUCGGGCAAUCUUUAGAUCUGCAAAUGUUAAGAAGUCUAGACCUUUCGUGGUUCUGCUGGCAGUAGUGGCUGCUUUCAUAAUCACUCAGCUACCUUACAACAUUGUGAAGUUCUGGCGAGCCAUAGAUAUCAUCUAUAUGUUGAUUACUGACUGUGAUGCAAGUAAAACCAUAGAUGUUGCACUCCAGGUCACCAAGAGCAUAGCUUUGUUUCACACCUGCCUGAACCCUCUUCUCUACGCCUUUCUGGGUGCUUCUUUUAAAAUGCAUAUUAUGAAAAUUGCAAAAAAUUAUGGGUACUGGAGAAGACAACAGCAGAAUGGAAGACACGAAGAAAUUUCUAUGAAUUACGAAGACCAGACUGAAGAAACAAUUAGUUUCACUAUAUAGACUCUCCAUUACUUUCCACAUCAUAUAUAACCAAGAGAUUUGAUCACUAAUUCUAGGGAGGUAUUGUUUCAGCAUCUGUUUCUCUGCAGGUCAACUUUCAGAUGAAUUUUUGAACCUGUACACUAGCCAAGACACUACAGUGCAGCUCAAAGUGGAACAGGUUUAUCAGAAUGAUGCAUCAUACAAGGACUAGAUACUGAAAUUCCUAGAAACAACUAGAGAUACUUACUAAACAACAACAAAAACUCAAACAAAAAAACCCCACCACAACACAACCCAAACACCUAAAAAAGCCAAGACUGAGAUUUUAACAUGGCUGUGUAAUGAACAAUCUGUACAAGUGUAAACAUCUAAUUAAAACAGAGAAGGAAACCUUCAUCAAUAAAACAGCAGUACAGGAACUUUUGUACCAAAAUUUAAUACUCUUGUGUUUCUUCUAUCUUGUAAAACUUUAGAACAUCUGCCUAAUAACCGAGAUCCAUUUUUCAACUCAACUAUCAUUCCAUAUCAUUCCUUGCAUCUUGAAAUUAUACGUAAAUUUGUGGCUGAGAGUUGAGAGGAAUAGAGGGGGAGAAAAAGUCAUUCUCUGUGUGCUUCCAUGUAUGUAUAGCAAUGACAACAUCCUCCACAAAAAGCAGCGACACCUUCUCCAUCACUACAGAAAAAUGACUUUUCACCUCUCCUUUUCUGCUUACCCUCAACUUCAACAAGGUCAGUGCUCUAUGGGAGGCACAUUCUAGAUCUCUGUAAAUGUAAGAAAAAGUUAAGGUAAUCUCCAGAUACAGGGCUUGGAAUUUCUAUUUAGAAUUUUUAAAUUAAUCAAGCACUGCAAUAACUGUAUCUGCUAAAAUACAUGGAGAUUCAAUAAAGUCAAAGAAUAAAAAAAUGCACUGGCUUCUGUUUAUUUGCUCUUUAUGUUUGGUUUGUUUUGUUUUAGUAGGUACUGGCAUCUCUCAUCAUCAUAGGCAUUUACCGACCAGCAAAAAGUAGAAACCCUGCUUGACAAAUCAGAGAGGCUCUGUCUCUAUAUGGAGCUCAUGGAUUUAUGGUUUUCACACAGAGAGGUAUCAAAGCUGUCUCCUGCCACAGUGUUGGCAGGGAUUCCAGGAAAACAGCAGUUUUCUGUGAGCCACUGGAAGAAUUUCAAAUACACUGACAUAUUAGCUUAGCUUUCAAAAAGGAAAAUGUGGUGUUGCAGCAUAUUGUCCUUGUCUUCAAACAUCCUGUGGGCUCUGACAAAAUGCCUGAUCUACGGCUUAUGAAAGCCAAAAAGAAUCAUUUUUAGACACUGUUCCUAGUUACACAACUGUGAACUGGAAGGAAAAGCUCCAAAAUGACAGAAAACAGGAGCACAAACAAGACAUGAACCUCUUCUCCCUGUUUGGAUGACAAAAGCUUGCAGAAUUUCUGCCCAGUGUUUUGAGAAAUACGAUGGCAUGAAUGGGUAAGUCAGAAGUGCCUGACAGAAGGUCUACAAAUGCACCAUAAAUCUGACAUAUUUAAGCCAUAGUGGAUUUACUGUACACAUGCAGAACACCCAUGCAGAGUAUGGAAAGAAACUCCAGUUCUUUCACAAAGUAACUGACUCCUUGCAUGUGUGAUUCAUGGCUUGUCUUAACAGAGUGGCUGCUCACAGGCCAACAUUCUGAUCAGGCUAUCAGGCUUCUGGAAUUGCCAAACAUCCAACAUCCUAAUGUUCCACUCAGAGUAAAAAGGAAAAAAACCAAAAAAAAACCCAACCAAAAACAA
This is a messenger RNA of Empidonax traillii (willow flycatcher), 2927 nucleotides long. It is a transcript of the gene ACKR4, whose product is annotated as atypical chemokine receptor 4. Bases 117 to 1178 code for a protein of 353 amino acids. The transcript has 2 exons. Lineage: Eukaryota; Metazoa; Chordata; Aves; Passeriformes; Tyrannidae. Gene Ontology annotation, biological process: chemotaxis; immune response; G protein-coupled receptor signaling pathway. Gene Ontology annotation, cellular component: membrane. The record is from RefSeq and is a predicted model, not a curated record. Gene Ontology annotation, molecular function: chemokine receptor activity; chemokine binding; scavenger receptor activity.